AUGGACACCCUUUAUGGACCAGAGCCUUCUUUGAAAGGGUUUACAGUACCGCUUCAGGAACUUGUAGCUGAUUGUAAAGUAGAGUUUUGUGGUAAAAUGCUCCAAGGAAAAUAUCUCACUAUCACCUCCUGUGUGUCUCCUGUUAAGCUCUACUGCUGCUAUGGGGUGAUCACGGUCCUCACUGUAGCUGUAGUUGUACUUUCUGUUGCUUUGUUGGGACUAUGGGCUUUCCUGAAGAGAUAUGCGAGGGCUUCUGACCACUGGAUUGGCCUGCACCGAGAGUCACCAGAACAUGCAUGGAAGGAAACAGACAGCACUGAGUGUAGCAGCUUGUACGUUUUUCAGACUGCUUUUCCUUCUACUGGGUUCAUGUCAUGGUGUGCUUGA
This is a messenger RNA of Acomys russatus (golden spiny mouse), 387 nucleotides long. RefSeq names its product C-type lectin domain family 2 member H-like. The record is from RefSeq and is a predicted model, not a curated record. Lineage: Eukaryota; Metazoa; Chordata; Mammalia; Rodentia; Muridae. The transcript has 4 exons. The coding region runs from base 1 to 387 and encodes 128 amino acids.